AUGUCCAUGUUUGGAAUGGGAAGGCCGCAGCCUUCAUCGGCAGAGAAGAUCGCGGCCGCGGAGCAGGAGAUGGACCUGGUGACGGAUAUGUUCAACAGACUCCAAAAGGCCUGCCUCACAAAGUGCAUCCCCCCCACUUACCGCGAGGCCGAAGUCAACAAGGGCGAGGGCGUGUGCCUCGACCGCUGCGCGAGCAAGUUCUUCGAAGUGCAGUUGAAGGUGUCGGAGCUGCUGCAGAAAGAGGCCAUGGCGAAGGGUGCGGGAGGGGGUGGUGUAGGCUUUGGAGGAUUGUGA
Molecule: messenger RNA, 294 nt
Organism: Drepanopeziza brunnea f. sp. 'multigermtubi' MB_m1
Lineage: Eukaryota; Fungi; Ascomycota; Leotiomycetes; Helotiales; Drepanopezizaceae
Biological process (GO): protein insertion into mitochondrial inner membrane
Cellular component (GO): mitochondrial inner membrane
Source: RefSeq, a predicted model, not a curated record